Molecule: messenger RNA, 1797 nt
Organism: Closterium sp. Yama58-4
Lineage: Eukaryota; Viridiplantae; Streptophyta; Zygnematophyceae; Desmidiales; Closteriaceae
Source: the annotation of a GenBank genome assembly
AUGAUCCAUGCGGCUGCUCCCCAUUUUCUGUGGCCGUUUGCGGUCCGGUACGCUGCGCAUCAACUCAACCUCUGGCCUCGCACUCGCCUACACUUUGUUGGGUGGACGGGGGAGGUUGGCGAUGCGUCGGUGUUCCGGGUCUGGGGCAUCGUGCCUUUGUCCGCGAUACCUCCGCGGACAAGCUCUCCUCCCGCGCCAUUCCCUGUGUCUUCCUUGGCUUCCCCCCUAACGCGCCUGGCUAGCAGUUUUACUCCCUCACCUUCGUCGCGCCGUGUCUUCCCCUCUCAGGACGUCACGUUUGACGAGUCGGUUCCCUUUUACCGUCUCUUCUCCUUCCGCACUGCCCCGCUCCCCCCCCCGCCGCUCUUCCUUGCUCCAGGUCCCCCUCCGGUAGACCCCCUCCCCCCUCAAGGUCCUACUCCUUCAGGUGUGUCUCAGAGCCUGAGCGUGCGGAGCCUGGGGGUGCUGAGCCUGCGAGUGCGGAGCCUGGAGGUGCUGAGCCUGAGCGUGCGGAGCCUGGGGGUGCUGAGCCUGCGGGUGCGGAGCCUGGGGGUGCUGAGCAUGCGGGUGCAGAGCCUGGGGGUGCUGAGCUUUGAGCGUGUGGAGCCUGGGGGUGCUGAGCCUGAGGGUGCGGAGCCUGGGGGUGCUGAGUCUGGGGGUGCUGGGUCUAGGAGUACUGCGUCUACACUACGGGAGCCUCUCUCACCACAGCAGCUGCGCGAGUGGUACGCUCGGCGCACCCGCCUUCGGAGUGGCGCUGCUGGAGCUGGAGGCCCUGGAGCUGCUAGUCCUGGAGGUGCUGGAGAGGGUCUAGCCGGCGGGAGCCUCUCUCACCACAGCAGCUGCGCGAGUGGUACGCUCGGCGCACCCGCCUUCGGAGUGGCGCUGCUGGAGCCGGAAGCCCUGCCGCUGGAGGCACUGACACUGGAGGCACUGGAGCUGGAGGCCCUGCCGCUGGAGCCACUGGCGCUGGAGAAGCUGGAGUUGGAGACCCUGGAGCUGGAGGCACUGGAGCUGGAGGCGCUGGAGCUGGAGGCGCUGGAGCUGACGCUGGCCUUGGAGACCCUGAAGCUGGAGGCACUGGAGCUGGAGGUGCUGGAGCUGGAGGCGCUAGGGCUGGCGGUCCUGGAGCUGGAGGCACUGGAGUUGGAGGCUCUGGAGCUGGAGCAACUUGAGCUGGAGGUACUGGAGGUACUGGAGGAGCUAGAGCUGCUGGUGCUGGAGAUGCUGGUGGUGCUUGCACUGCUGGUCCCUGAGGUGCUCGUACUGGAGCUGUUAGAGCUGGAGGUGCUGGAGCUGGAGGCGCUGGAGCUAGAGGCGCUGGAGCUGGAGGUUCUGGAGCUGCUGGAGGCGCUGGAGCUGCUGGUACUCGUACUGGAGGUGCUGGUGCUGGUGGUACUGGUGCUGGUGGUACUGCUCAGCGUCGACUGUUCUUCGCUCUGCCGUCUGCGUCGUCUCUGCCACUGCCUGAGCGCCAGCAGCGCAGCAGCAGAAGCAGCAGCAGCAGCAGCAGCAGCAGCGGUAGCAGCAGCAGCAGCAGCAGCAGCAGCAGCAGCAGCAGCAGCAGCAGCAGCAGCAGCAGCAGCAGCAGCAGCAGCAGCAGCAGCAGCAGCAGCAGCAGCAGCAGCAGCAGCAGCAGCAGCAGCAGCAGCAGCAGCAGCAGCAGCAGCAGCAGCAGCAGCAGCAACAGCAGCAGCAGCAGCAGCAACAGCGGCAGCAGUAGCAGCAGCCGCCUCUCUCGAAGCAGCAGCAGGGGCAGCAGCCGACUCCAGGAGCACGUCAGCAGUCACGUGGUGA